GUCUGUCAGAUAACCUUUUCUCUGUCUGAUACUGCUGAGAAAAACAAACAAACACCUGCCCUCUUCUUAUGAAGCUGGUGUAUUGAACAUGACACGAUGAUGUGGACAUCCACAUAAGGAACGCCACGGCACAUAAUUAUUUAAACAUUUGAAAUGAGUGAAAGGAUUGUAAGCUUGUUGCUGGCCUCUUUAUUCAGUUGCUUUGCGGCUGAAUAAAAAGUGACAGAUUGACGUCAUUGAGACAGACGCAGAGCGAGCCCCAGCGAAAGAAGCAACCGAGCAGCGGCAGAGCAUCUUCUCUAGCUACAGAGUAGCCUACCUUGCAAACAACAUCCGUAGCCAAGAAUCUCUGAGCAUCCCCGGAAAAUAACGAUAAACCAGAUAAAUAACAUGGCCACCUCCUCCUCCCCUAAUCUGGAAGAAGACGAGAGUCUGAAGGGCUGUGAAGUGUUCGUGCAGAAGCACAACAUCCAGCAGAUCCUCAAAGAGUGCAUUGUCAACCUGUGCAUCGCCAAGCCUGAGCGUCCUAUGAAAUUCCUGCGGGAGCACUUUGAAAAGCUGGAGAAGGAAGAGUCCCAGCAGAUCCUGGCCCGCCAGAAGUCCAACUCUCAGUCGGACAGCCAUGAUGACGAGGUGUCCCCCCCGCUGCCCAACCCAGUGGUCAAGGCCCGCCGCCGCCGGGGAGGGGUCAGUGCUGAAGUCUACACUGAAGAGGACGCCGUCAGCUACGUCCGCAAGGUGAUUCCUAAAGACUACAAGACCAUGACUGCUCUGGCCAAGGCCAUCUCCAAGAACGUGCUGUUUGCUCACCUCGACGACAACGAAAGGAGUGACAUAUUUGAUGCCAUGUUCCCUGUCAUGCACAUUGCGGGAGAGACAGUUAUUCAGCAAGGUGAUGAAGGAGACAACUUCUAUGUGAUUGACCAAGGAGAAGUGGAUGUAUAUGUGAACGGAGAGUGGGUGACCAGUAUUGGGGAGGGGGGCAGCUUUGGGGAGCUGGCCCUGAUCUACGGGACCCCCCGAGCCGCCACCGUCAAGGCCAAGACUGACAUGAAGCUGUGGGGCAUCGACCGGGACAGCUACCGACGCAUCCUCAUGGGUAGCACACUGAGGAAGAGGAAGAUGUACGAAGAGUUCCUGAGCAAGGUCUCCAUCAUCGAGUCUCUGGACAAGUGGGAGCGUCUGACUGUAGCUGAUUCUCUGGAGCCAGUCCAGUUUGAGGACGGGGAGAAGAUCGUGGUACAGGGAGACCCCGGAGAUGACUUCUUCAUCAUCACAGAGGUACAGCAGUGUGUGUUGCAGCGUAGAUCUGACAAUGAGGAGUACGUCGAGGUUGGUCGUCUGGGGCCAUCCGACUACUUUGGUGAGAUCGCCCUGCUGCUGAACAGGCCGCGGGCGGCCACAGUGGUGGCCCGGGGACCCCUGAAGUGUGUGAAGCUGGACCGGCCCCGCUUCGAACGGGUCCUGGGGGCCCUGCUCGAGAUCCUAAAGAGGAACAUCCAGAGAUACAACAGCUUCAUCUCUCUCACCGUGUGAGGGGCCACCGGAGGCCAAAUGGGGAGGGAAAGGUGCGGAUGGGUGGGGCAGGGGGGUUCCGGUGACAGGGCUUCUUCCUGCCUUUUUUUUCAUUUGGCUCUGUUCUUCUAAUUCUGAUCUUCUUCUUCUCCUUCACUUUGACCUGUCCUGUCUCUGUAGCUUUAUUUAAAUGAACAAGGAAACAUGUGGGAUGAAUGUGGCGAGGACGGACAGACAGUGUGGAUGUACUUUAAAUGGCUCAUAUGUUACAGGCGUCAUAUAUGUUUACUGAAUACGAUACAUGCUUGGAGAACGCAAUGAAUGGAGGUAGAUUACACUUGUAUGUAUUUUAUGAGGUAAACUAUAACAGGGGAGGGGUGGGGUAAUUCAGGAAGGGAAGUCAUGAAU
This is a messenger RNA of Oncorhynchus mykiss (rainbow trout), 1923 nucleotides long. The record is from RefSeq and is a predicted model, not a curated record. Lineage: Eukaryota; Metazoa; Chordata; Actinopteri; Salmoniformes; Salmonidae.